CUGGAACGUUCUUUGUCCAUGCGACUGCGAAACAGACUGCUCAAGUAGAUUUGCACAAUGGCUGAUGAAAAAGUGACAUCUCAAGACUCUACUGAUGAGGCUCGAAGUAUAUUUGGCGACGCUAUGGUUACAGAACUUAGACCGCCUGAUCACGUGACAUCAGAAGUUGCUGCUAGUAGCACUAGUGAGAAAACUGUGGUUGCAGCUAAACCCAUUUUGCCUACAGCACGUCUGUUGCCGCCAGACAUUUUCAACACGUCACUAUCCGGAAAUGAGAGACCAAUAGAUGUAGCAAAUGAGUAUGUAACAACCGACGCUGCUGUGGCUGCUGCCGAUAGUUCCAACUGUCGUACUGAAACAGUAGGUGACUCGCUUGUAGCAGGCGAACCAGUCCGCCAUCCAAGAGCAGAACCAGCGUAUGCAACUCCCUCAUCAGGACCAGUUGCGACGAACAUUGAUGGGCGAGGAGCAAUAAACAUUACUGGCGGAAUUGUCAACAUUCAAGGAAACGUCAACGUUGGUGUUAGCACCACAAAUUCAAGUAAACAUUCUUAAUUUUCCCAUGGCUCGAUCCAUAGCCGCCAUUUCAUUUUGUUUUUAUUUUAAUAAUUAUUAAUUUUUAAAUUCUUAUUUGUCUGAAUGUGUGUGUGUGCGUGCGUGCGCGCGCGUGUGUGUUUAGCGUCGGACAGGAAUGUAAUGGUUUGGCUGUGCCCUAACAGGUAGUUUUGUAGUAGUGUCAACUGCUAAGAAUGUACUAUGGGAUAACAAUUUAUCUCUCAAAUAACGCUGAAUAUUUCAGAUAACUGGUCGAUGUUAACUCUCCUGGUGUGCAAACAGGUGCCCCUGGGCAU
This is a messenger RNA of Corticium candelabrum, 851 nucleotides long. RefSeq lists its product as uncharacterized. The coding region runs from base 58 to 555 and encodes 165 amino acids. Lineage: Eukaryota; Metazoa; Porifera; Homoscleromorpha; Homosclerophorida; Plakinidae. The transcript is spliced from 4 exons. The record is from RefSeq and is a predicted model, not a curated record.